Molecule: messenger RNA, 554 nt
Organism: Gossypium raimondii (Peruvian cotton)
Lineage: Eukaryota; Viridiplantae; Streptophyta; Magnoliopsida; Malvales; Malvaceae
Product: protein EARLY FLOWERING 4
Exons: 1
Coding region: 121-447 (108 amino acids)
Biological process (GO): positive regulation of circadian rhythm; entrainment of circadian clock
Cellular component (GO): nucleus
Source: RefSeq, a predicted model, not a curated record
AACACUAUAUAACCCCAAAAAUCCCCUCCCAAAACCUCAUCACCAUAGCCAUUUCUUCUCUUACAUGCAACUGUGGUAAAAAAAACCCCCAUAAAAAAACCAAAAGAAAGACCAAAAACCAUGGCCAACAACCCUAGAAACAACGCCAACAAGAAAUUGAAACAUCACCGGAACCAAGAUUCCGACGACUUUGAUGGUAACCCCGAAGCUUGGGCAACGCUAGACAAGAAUUUCAAGCAAGUCCAAUCGGUUUUGGACCGGAACCGGAUGCUGAUCCAACAGGUUAACGAUAACCACCAAUCGAAGAACCCCGACAACAUGGUUAAGAACGUUGCAUUAAUUCAAGAACUUAAUGGGAACAUAUCCAGGGUUGUCUCACUUUACUCUGAUAUGUCUUCCAAUUUCUCCACUUCCUUUCACAACAAUGGACACCACAAGGAAGGCUGAAGUUGAUUAUUGAGAAUAAUAAUAAUGAUGAUGAAGAAGAAAAGUCUUCUUUUAUAUGUAUGUUAUGGUUAUGUGUUCUAUAAUAAAUACAUGUCCGGUUCUUUUCA